GUUGAGCUCCGAAGUUUUGAAGCCUAGUGGAAGAUCCUGAUGGGCGCAGUGGUCGCGAGGCUUCUUCAUUUUUGUUGAUCCGUCGUUGUCGGCAUUUGUUAUCCUAUAUGGUUCGGUUGGUCGGGGGGAAAGGCAUUGCGGAGGCUUCGCUGCGAUUUGUGGCAUCUGUCCUCCGACUCAACGUUCGGUACUCGGCACCGUUUUCCUUCUCCUUUUCCCUCCUCUUGUGCUGCCAAAACCUCCCAAAUCGCGCUCCUCACCCCCAAUCGAAACCCAACCAACGCACCGCCUUUGGCCCCAAAUCCGACGCCGCCGCCUCGCGCCCCACCGAACCUCCUUAGCGCCACCGCCAAUCACCCUCUCCGGCUCCACAAUGGAGGACGGCGACAUCACGGCCAGGGCCAAGCGCAUCGUCGAGCUCAAGAGAGAUGGGCACAUCGCGGCGUCGCUGGAGAAGGCCGAAGCCCUCGCCGCGGAGCACCCUAGGUCCCUCACCGCCGUCUGCCUCCAGGGGGACCUCCACUAUUCCGCCGCCAUCGGCGCCCGCGCCGCUACCGCGGGCUCGGAGGAGGAGCCGGCCGACGCGGAGUCGCACCUCCGUCGAGGUCGCGACGCGCUCUUGAUGGCGAAGUCGCUCGCCCCCGACAACGCCGACAUCGCAGUCGCGUUAGCUGACCUCCUCGCCGAGUCGUCGAUGUACCUCGAGGCAGAGGCGGAGCUGCGUCGCGCUAUGGACAUGGACGCCGCAGCAGCGCCCAAGUCCUCCCAGAGCCCAGUCUCCUCCACUCCGCGCGAGAGGAGGCAGUCCUAUGAAAGGGUGAUCAAUCGUCUAGUUGCGCAUGAGGCAGGGAGGCUCAUGGACGUCGCCAAGAGCGACGACGUUGCUGCAAAGCGCAAGCUGCAGGCGCUGCAGGCGCUGAAGGAAGCAAGGGAUCUCGCCAAGCGCUUCCCGGGCUCGGCGCGUGCACGGUUAUUGGGCCCCUUCCUAGAGCUCGAGUAUAUGCUUGCCGCUUCCCGGGAGCAUAAGGAUCCUGCCUGGAGCAAAGGCUUGGAACGCCUUGUCUGCGAUGCAGUAGGAGCAGCCAAGGAAUUCCCCAAUUCUACCGCUGCUGCUUUGUUUCAGGCGCGACUUCUGUUCGUUUGUGGCAAUCACAUUGAUGCAGAGGGCGAGUGCCACCGAGCCCUUGCACUGAAGCACCCUACAGACCCGGUGGAAGAUUGCAUUCCGACUGGGUCCAUCAGAGGACAGGAUUCUCAAAGCAGGUUGAGUUCGGUCACCGGGCUGUUCCAUGAUUUACUUGACAAGAUCCUGCAGUUUGCUGAAUCAUUCUGGGAAAACUGUUUGACAUCUGAGAAGAGGCAGAGUUUCUUGUCCGUGAGAAUUGAUGCGCUAGAGAACGAAUGCAGGAUGGUUGAACACUCGUAUGAUUUCAGUGUAUCAAGCGCUUGUAGCUUCUUCAAGGAGCAUAAGUCUUGGAGGUCCUGGGUGUGUCUCCUGUGCAGUGCAAAGCAUACAAGCACUAGAUCGCUCCUGAAGCACAUGGUGAAGAAACAUUCACGGUCAGUAUUGCGGAGGCUACUGGACAUUGUAGAUCCGACAGUUGAGCCAGAGAGCGAUUGUCUCCUGGAAGGCUUGUUGUUGUGCAAGGACUCGGAGAAUCAUGAUACCAUCUGCUUCAAAGAAAGGGAUGAGAUGUUCAGAUUACUUUUCUUGGAACCGAACCGUGGAGAAGUAGCAAAGCCAGUGGACAAAUUUCAUCAAGACCAGCAGAGCCAAGGAACUCUACUCCUGGAGAACAUCAAGAAGAACAUGGCGAAUUUGCCUACGCAUAAAUCCACAACAUAUGAGUCAAGUAACCUGCAAGAAAUCAGAGAGUUCUGGCUUCAGUUCCUCAAAUGUGCUGUUCUGGACUAUGGAAAAUCCAUCGUGACACUGGCGCACUCAUAUCUUUGGGAUGAAUUUAGAAAAUGUAUGGCUGGAGAUGGAGAAGCCCUACGUCAAAAGAUGUCUGCGGAUGAUAUUGAGACCACCUUUUCCACUCACAGUGUUGUUGAUAAAGAGACAAUGAAAGAGGAAGUGCUCUAUCAAACAGGUGCAGGUUCUGUUGGUUUCCUCCGGUUACCGAAAUAUCAUAAUACUGGCGAAAGGUUUAUGCUCACUUAUGUCUGAGAAGAGAAAUGAUUUCUGCAUAAAAGCAUUAUACAACAUAUAAUUUGGUAGUGAACAGGAUUUCAGAAGCACUUGUUCCAACCAUAUUUGAGUAUCUUUUUCUUAUAUAUUAUUAUUCUCUGUAUUCAAUUAUGUUCAUACAAAGUCAAAGGUUAAUUAUGAUCUCAAAGCAGGAGACACACCAACUCUUACUGCUGACUAAGAUACUCGCGACUCCCCAAGUUCAAACUCUCAUGACAUCAAUUUGGUGGAUAUUAUCCUCAGGACAUUAUGGUGCAUGGAGCCUCUCAUUGAUGAAGUUAUGAAGACAGAGCCUAUCUGCUCCAAGCAUGGCCACGGUGAACCAUGUGUCGGUGUCAUCGUUGACAAGAUCUUACAAUUAUGGGACAAGGCAGAAGAUCACCAGCAACAACUGCUAUCUCUAGCCAACGCAGUGUGCAGAACCUUGGAGGAUGACAAUUGCUUUGACGAGCGGCAGGACAAAAGCAAGCAUGUAUCUGAUAUUACAGUAGCCAUUCUUAAUGGACUACACUUGCCAGAUGUUUGUUUACAUCUUGGAAUCGUGUCUGAUACCAUGAGGCCAGAAACGAAAGCUUUUGUUUGCAAGUAUCAUGACCCUCUUGAUCUGAAGCCCAUGAGGCCAAUGGGCUGUGGUUGCAAAACAUGUUCACCUGGAGAACUUUGUGCAGAUCCAAGCAAGCUCGAGCACAUAUGCAAACAGUGCAGUUCUGCUGCUCUGAAGGACCCAUACUCAGCUGUUGUCAUACAUUGGCCAAUGAAGAUGGAAGUUCAGCAAUCACUGGCGGAAAUAUGGGAUGAUACUCUUCAACCUCUAAUGACAUUUCAAUACAACCAUGGCACAAUAUUUUACGGCUUAGCCGCAAUGGUAUGUUCAUAAUAAUAUCUAUAAAAAUCAAUUUGAUUAUGGCCCUGAACCGUUAAUGAUUAUGUUUUGAUCUUGACAUUAAUGUAUUACGAGGAAGGGGAAAUAUUGUUUGAUAUGAAUAGCCAUGAAAAACUAUGCAUGGUUUGUUUUGAGAUGCACACACAGUAUCUUAAAACCCAACUUGGAUGCACCGGUAUUUUGAAAAGGCCGUAGAGAUGUGCUAUGUUUUUCCGUGGAAUGUUGGAAUCGCCAUGAAGUCUGAAUUGAGGAUAUUAUUCCGAAGUCACAUGAGAAUAUAUUUUAAGGCCAAGGUUAAAGGAGAAGGACAAACUUGCAGAUAUCUUCCCAUCUUAUAUGCACAUAUGCUAAUAUAUUCCUGCACAUAUCCAAGUAUAAGCCAUCGGAUAUUAUUUCUUUACAGAUAUGCUAUGUGGACAAUGAGCCCAUUGGCAUGCUCGAUGUGAAAGUGGAUGGGUCAUGUUUGAUGCAUGCAGAGAAAUCAACAGGUGUGAAGGGCCCUGGGAGGAUUUGCUUGCUAUGUGCAGGGACGGCACUCCGGCAAUUCUAUUUUACAAGGUCAUCAAAUAGAUUGACUGAGGUAGUCCAGGUUGCCCUAGACCUGUUCCUAGCUCGUGCGCUCUGUAUUCGCAUCCCAUGUCCUUCACCUGAAGAUUGAGAUUUGUUGAUUAUAAUGAUUUCUGAGAAUGCCCCUCUGCUCGUCCGAUGCGUGACAAGGAGCUUAAUAUGAUAAGCUGAGAUGGAGUAAACCGUUACGCGGCCUGCGUGCUUUUUUUUGCGAGUGAAAAUAGGCGGCCUGCGUGCUGAUUGGUGGAAAACCCUCCGGGGCCACUUGUAAUGUGUGAGCAAGAGACCGAGUCGAAGCCUCCUUAGUACUACAGUAUUAAGAUGGGUUCUCUAUCCUGUAGCGUUCAGGUUGCCCAAACAUAUAAUGUACUAUGUCUCUCCAUCUCCCAA
Messenger RNA from Aegilops tauschii subsp. strangulata, 4031 nucleotides. The record is from RefSeq and is a predicted model, not a curated record. Lineage: Eukaryota; Viridiplantae; Streptophyta; Magnoliopsida; Poales; Poaceae.